CUCUUUUCGCCCGGUGCUGACUGGUCCUGACCUGGCCUUCAGUGGCCCGAGGGUGGUUUUCCGUUGUGUUGCAUCUAACGUCUCCCCACCAGUCAUCUAUGAGCUGAUAAAGGAUGGACGUGUGCGAAUUGGCCGCAAUAGAGAUUUUCAAGGUGGCCAAGUUGCAUCAUUCCCUAUCAGAGUAACUGCAGCGUCAGAAGGGUCAUACCACUGCAGGGCCACAGCUGGAGGAACCAGAGAAAUCAGCAACAGCAUUAAGCUGAGAGUAGUCACUCCACCAUCAUAUACCAGAGUGACCUCUGAACCCUUCCCCCCAGUUGCAUACGAGGGGUCACGCAUGGCCCUGAGUUGUGACGCUGAAAUGGGGUCCAACCUUUCCUACAGCUGGUUUUUUAACAGGAAGGAAAUAACAUCUUCGACUUCUCUCCCCUUCCACUUUGUGGAAAACAAGCUGCUGGUGGAGAGGGUAACUCCUGAGUAUGCUGGAAAUUUUUCUUGCAGUGCUUGGUCCAGCGUGAAUGAGAUCAAAAGGAUUUCCAGCAGCACAGAGGUCCAGGUGACAAUCAAAGUCUAUGUUUCAAAGCCAGAGAUCUCCUUCUCCGUUCAUAAAGAGGGAACCAGUUACCAUGGCAAUGUGACGUGCUGGUCAACAAGAGGGAGCCCUCCGGUGAACUUGUAUCUUUUACUAGACGGUAAAGAAGUGGACUCCGUCACAGCAGCUCAGACCCUGGCUGCCUGGUUCCUUGUAGUUGUAGUCCCUGAGCUGGACAUGGGAGAGGCACGAUGCCGGGUGAAAACCGAGAAUCAGGACCUCACAAGUGAGCCUGUGAACCUGGAAGUAG
This is a messenger RNA of Haplochromis burtoni (Burton's mouthbrooder), 842 nucleotides long. RefSeq names its product Fc receptor-like protein 5. The record is from RefSeq and is a predicted model, not a curated record. Lineage: Eukaryota; Metazoa; Chordata; Actinopteri; Cichliformes; Cichlidae.